Molecule: messenger RNA, 1123 nt
Organism: Elaeis guineensis (African oil palm)
Lineage: Eukaryota; Viridiplantae; Streptophyta; Magnoliopsida; Arecales; Arecaceae
Source: RefSeq, a predicted model, not a curated record
UGUGAUCUACUGCAGCUGCUUUACCUGAGCAUACUUGGAGUAACAUACCUUGUCAUUGCAAAGUCAUCUUUCAGAUAUAUUCCUGGUUAUUAUGUUAGUGAAUUGCACAGGUACACAAGCAUGUUGGCAGUUGGGGUGGGAGUUAUUCUGUUUCUAUUGACUAGCUUUUCUGAUCCAGGAACUGUGACAGCUGAGAAUGUUUCUCAGUACAUCUCUGCCUAUCCUUAUGACAAUAUCAUAUAUGUGGAAAAAGAAUGUUCGACGUGCAAGAUUUCAAAGCCUGCGAGAUCUAAGCACUGUGGCAUAUGUGAUCGAUGUGUUGCACGAUUUGACCAUCAUUGCGGAUGGAUGAACAAUUGCAUUGGGGAGAAAAAUACCCGGUACUUCUUGGCUUUUCUGCUCUGGUGAGUGUCUGUUUUCUUGUGUUAUUUUUUUAUGAUUAUUUAUCAGUAAGUAUCAAUAUGAGCUGAUAUUGAAUGCUUUAAAUCUUGAAAUUUCCAUCACAAAUAAAUUUGGGUCAUUUUACUCAUAGUUUUUGAGAAAAGGAUCACUUUACUCUUCAUUGUUAAUAUUUUUCAUUAUGAGAUAUGCAUGAUAUGUUGAACCUUAGUGAGUCUGCAUAUGCUAAACAAAAAACUUAUGUACAUAGAGAGUUUUUCCCAUUUGUUAUUGAAGUUACUUGCAUCGUAGAUUCUUGCUCUAGCACUAGCUUCUGAACAUUGUCUUGCUUCUAUUACUUAAGCUUGGAGCAUUGAAAUGAGCAAUUUAUGUUCUCUUAUAUGUAUGACAUUAUCAAUCCUUGGACUAUGUCGGCUAGUUUGGGUUUGCAAAGUAGUGGAAUAAUUUUUAUAUGCUUUAUCCAUAUGACGUGCAAAUAAGAAAAUGUAAAACUGCAGCUGUUCUAGGUUGCAUUGUAGUAUAGUCCCUCAGCAUUUCAUGCUGGAUUUAAAUUGUGAAUUGUUGGAUCUACAAUUGAUGUGAUUGUCUGACUGGAUUAACUCCAUAUGACAAUAGGAGGCAUGGGCAAGUUGCAUUGAAUUGAGUCUUGGAGCAUGUAGGUUUGUUUAUGUGCAAGUGGCAGGUUCUGCAUCAUUCAUUUUAGUGGCAAAAUGUCAAGCUUCAU